Molecule: messenger RNA, 1170 nt
Organism: Puccinia triticina
Lineage: Eukaryota; Fungi; Basidiomycota; Pucciniomycetes; Pucciniales; Pucciniaceae
Exons: 4
Coding region: 1-1170 (389 amino acids)
Source: RefSeq, a predicted model, not a curated record
AUGCGUUUCGCUUUAGUUGCUGGAGCUCUAGUCCUAGGUGCCACCGUUUCGGAGGGCCGUUCCAUUGCUCCCAGCCCGGUGAAAAGGACGACCGAGCACCUCGAGUUUGCGACCCCGACGCGCAACCUAAAAAGAGCCCGCCAAGAGAGCGGCUGGAACCCGGCCACCGAGGCCGAUGAUGAGUCCUCGAACCAGGAGAACGUCGACCCGUCCGCCUACCACUCUAAAACCCCCAACGGCGCGAAAAAGAAUGGGCACAAAGCCCCGAAGAUGUAUCAUGAAUCCGCGCCCAUGGGUGGCUCCCCGUUGGCCCACAUGCCCCUCUCGCCGCUGUCUCUCCAUCGCAUGUACAAACGAACCAAAGGCUCAAAGAAUCAGUCAACAGAAGAAGAGACAAUGCCGUCCCAGGGGAUCAACGAAAACACACCACCUACUUUUGAAGAGUACAUCAACUCUUUUCCUUCUCGGCCUAAUAGGAGCCUUCACUCAGCGUCCACCGACAUAGACCGUGAUCAUGCUAAGCUUGCCAGCCCCAAACCAGCAAGUGAAGCAGGUUUUUCUGUUGCAAGUGAGACAUUCCCAAGUGACAUUCCAGGGUUUGUGGACAUCGCUCUCCCUGAUCAACACGCCGGGGUAGCCAGGACUGUCUCCGGGCUAGCGUACUCUAUGAACUCUGAUCUGGGUACCGGUGAACUCGAACUCGGCACUUCAACAUCGCACUCGACUCAAUUCUUCAUGUCUCCCAUCAAGACGCACCCGGGCUCCUCACUCUAUCGCUUGAGGGUUCCCGUCAUGGAUAGCUCUACUUUCCAGACUGUUGAUCAUUGCGCCACCUUCCCCAUAACGCAUGCAGGUCCCCUAUCUCUGAAAAAAUGUGGUAGCUUGCCGGGUUUCUCUCAAACCUUUUCUUACGACACUGCUUCCGGCGAGCUGCAGCCAGUCUACAAUGAUGCUCCCAGUUCCAGCCUAGCUGAAAGCAAUCAAAAUCUUCCAGGCCAUCAGAUCAACAAGCGCCAAUUCUACCGAGUUCCAAACUGCGAAUCGGAAUCUGCCCCUCUAUCAAAACGAGAUGGUACACCACCAUCUGCUGCUGCUAUUUUCUAUUUUGUCCCCGUAGAAGGUGUUAAGACUGGAUCUUAUCCCACCUUUCCUUCAACAAACUCAGAUUAG